Messenger RNA from Equus caballus (horse), 2824 nucleotides. It is a transcript of the gene CATSPER3, whose product is annotated as cation channel sperm associated 3. The record is from RefSeq and is a predicted model, not a curated record. Gene Ontology annotation, molecular function: voltage-gated calcium channel activity. Gene Ontology annotation, biological process: sodium ion transport; sperm capacitation; flagellated sperm motility. Gene Ontology annotation, cellular component: CatSper complex; membrane; acrosomal vesicle. NCBI's taxonomy places the organism in Eukaryota, Metazoa, Chordata, Mammalia, Perissodactyla, Equidae.
UAUUAUUUAAAAAUUACAGUAACAGUAGUUCUUUGAAGGAACUCAGGAAUGUACUUAUUAAUGAGAUUAGAAUGUAUAUUAAAAGAACAUGUAUAUCCAUCCAAGGGACAUGUGUUAAUCCCUUAAAGCAUUAUUGUGGUAGGAUUUAACAGGGAUCGUCUUUGUAACCCACUUUACUUUAGAGGCAAGAAAAAUCACUCCAUGUUACAACAAGCAAACCUCCCUCUCCACCCCACUCCCCGCCCCUCCCCCAGCCCCGCCCCCAGUCUGAGCUCUCUAAAGCCAGUUCUUGGCUGGGUCUGUUGGCCUGGGUAAAGCAGGUAUGGUCAGUUUGCCCAGUGGGUAUGGAGUAUGCAGGGAGGGAAGAGAGAGAAAAGCCACCCAGGCUCUGAUGGCUGCUGGGAGAAGGCAUUAGGGGGCAUAUGACCAAAGAGGCAGUAGGAGUAUAGGAGGAGCUGAUCCCUGAGGGAGAGAAUGUAGAGUGAGAAGAUGAGGCUAAAGAUGGAGUCUUGGGGACAUUAAUCAAAGUGAUUCUUAAAGCUUUGCUGUUGAUGAUUUUAAGUGGAAAAAUUGAGUAAAUAAGAUGUCGUUUUCCAAGUCAGGAUAUUGGUUGCCUAAAGAGUAUUUUCUUACCAGGAAUGGCCAUAUACACUUGUUUUAGAACAUCAGGGACAGCAGAGGUGGUGGGGUGGUUACACCCUUGUCUUAUGGCCCAAGAACUUAAGUUUCCAGGAAUUUGACCAAUUUCACCACUAAACGUUAAAUUCAACAUAGGGCUACCCAGAUCCCUCUGUCUUGCUUUGUCUUGAGAGCUAAAGAGUUUAGGAAAAGGAGAGUGAGGAGAAUAUAUUAAUCCUAGGAACUGAACAAAGCAAAAAUCCCUAUUUAUCGUGUACUUAAAACAUUUCUACCACAUGGGCUCUCCCUGACAUUUUAUUUAGGGGUUCAUAUUUGCGCAUUCCUUGCCCCCCAGUUAGCCAGUGCUGGGCAUGGGGAACCUUCUCUGCUCCUCCUGUUUCUUGUCUUCUAGCACCACGCUUAUCAAAAUCUUUCCUUGUCCUUCCAGGUGUUUCCAGUGCUGUGCCCUGGAUGUGUGCUUUUGCUCUUAGAACCCCAGAGAACUUUCCUUUCCCCUCUUCUACGACCCUUAGCUUAUUCUAGCACAUUAUUAAGGGCCUUUGUCUGUCAGAUGGGGGCACUUCUUGAAGAAGGAAGGGCUUUUGUCUGGCCUAUUGCUGGUGUCUCCCAGCUUUAGCCAGGAGCUUCAUAAUUGCUGGUGCUCAUAACUCUUGCUUAACUGAGGUGCUCAGUCUCCUUGGGGAGAGAGGAUCUUUGGAUAGACCAGCUGGGGAGCUCUCCCCUCAGGGGCCUGCAGGCUAGUAACGUACUGGAAUGUCCAGGAGUGAUCUCAUAAAGCACGGAUUCUCUUCGUGGACGCUGCCCUGCGGCCUCUCGGAUUCUGGACGCCCAGGAAAUCCCUAAGCAGAGAUUUUCUGUUAGAUGAUAAAAGCAAGGAAUAAAACUUGAAAAUUAGGAAAAUGUCUCAACUCUUUCAUCACCAGAACCACAAGAGAGCCAUUACUAAUUCGCUGUCAGAUAAUGCAUCGGUGAUGUUCUGUGGGAGUUGCAGGAAAUUGCAGAGGAAAGAUACUGAGUGUCAGGAAUUUGUGAAGAGAGUCAUAAUGAGCCAUCUCUUUAAGAUAAUUAUGAUUAGCACUGUCUCACUGAAUGCCUUUUUUAUGGUCUUGUGGACUGAUUAUAAAACAAGAUACAAAUUGUUCAGACUUUUUGAGGUCUCAGAGCUCAUCUUUGUGUCCAUCUAUAGCUCCGAGUUCUGCAUGAAGCUCUACGUGGACCCCAUCGACUACUGGAAAGAUGGCUACAAUGUGCUGGAUGUGGUCAUUAUCAUCACUGUCUUCAUCCCCUAUGGUCUCCGCAAGUUCAAGGGAAAGCACUACCCCUACCUCAACAUCGCUGAUGGCAUACAGUCCCUGCGCAUCCUCAAACUUAUCACCUAUAGCCGUGGUAUCCGGACGCUCAUCACCGCUGUGGGGCAGACAGUCUACACCGUGGCCUCUGUGAUCAUCCUGCUCUUUGUCCUGAUGUACAUCUUUGCUAUCUUGGGCUUCUACCUAUUUGGAGUUCCAGACGGGGGUGACAUGAAUAACUGGGGGAACCUGGCUGUGGCCUUCUUUACCCUCUUCAGCUUGGCCACGGUUGAUGGCUGGACAGACCUGCAGCACCAGCUAGACGCCCGGAAUUUUACUCUGAGCCGGACGUUCACCAUUGUCUUCAUCUUGCUUGCCUCCUUCAUCUUCCUCAGCAUGUUUGUGGGUGUGAUGAUCAUCCACACUGAGGACUCCAUCAAAAAGUUUGAGCGGGAGCUGAUGGUGGAGAGGCACAUGACACUCAUGGAAGAGAAGCAGGUGAUUCUGAAGCGGCAACAGGAGGAGGUCAGCAGGCUGAUGCAGAGACGGAAAAACGUUGACUACAAAAGUUUCAGUGAGCUGGUGGAGAACUUCAAGAAGACACUGCGGCACACUGACCCCAUGGUCUUGGAUGACUUUGGCACUAGCCUACCCUUCAUUGAUGUCUACUUGACCACUCUGGACAACCAGGACACUACGAUCUGCAAGCUUCAAGAGCUGUACUACGAGAUUGUGCACGUGCUGAACCUGAUGCUCGAAGACUUGCCCCAGAAGAAGCAGUCCCACUCCUCAGAAAAUGUUGAUGAAAAGUAGCUGGAUGUGGGCAUCCAAGCACUAAGGGCCUCACAAGCUGUGACAGUCCCCCCAAUAAACGCAGGCUUUCUGUGUUGACCUCA